AUGAGCACAGCAGGCCAAAGGUCUCUGCUUGCACUGCAUCUUCAGUGCACCAUCCAGGCUUUACAAGAUGAGCUCAGAAUCCAGCGUGAUCUCAACCAGCUCUUCCAAUCUGAUUACUCUGGCCUCGGAAGCCAGCCCAUUUCCCCUCAAGAAAUGACAGAGGAGAACUUCCUGCGCCUCCACGCUGAGUAUGAGAGGCAGGCCAAAGAGCUCUUCCUCCUGAGGAAGACUGUUGAAGAAAUGGAGUUGAGGAUAGACACACAGAAACACACACUAACAGCCAGGGAUGAGUCAAUAAAGAAGUUACUGGAAAUGCUGCAAAGCAAGGGUCUGUCAUCACGUGCAACUGAGGAGGAUCAUGAGCGAACGAGGCGACUGGCUGAUGCUGAGAUGACCAUCCACCAGUUGGAGGGCCUGUUGGAGCAAAAAGACAAGGAGAUGCUACAACUCAGAGAGGAGCUGCACAGGAGAUACGAAGCAGCUCCAGAAUCAACAAAGACCAAGGCCCUGCAGACAGUCAUCGAAAUGAAGGAUGCAAAAAUCAGCUCAAUGGAGCGCGGCAUGAGAGAACUGGAAGAGGAGGUGAUGAUGCUCAAAUCUAACGGAGCUCUGAGCAGUGAAGAGCGGGAGGAGGAGAUCAAACAGAUGGAGGUGUACAGAUCCCACUCCAAGUUCAUGAAGAACAAGGUUGAGCAGCUGAAGGAAGAGCUAACUCACAGCGAGUCAGAGAAGGAGGAGCUAAGGCAACGAGCCAAUGAGCUUCAGCGGGAGGUGUCGGCAAUGGAACAGGCCAAGCAGGAGCUGAGCCGUAAGGACAGCGAGCUGCUGGCUCUCAGGACCAAACUGGACACGCUGAACAAUCAGUUUUCUGACAGCAAACAACACGUGGAUGUACUCAAGGAGUCACUAACCGCCAAGGAGCAGAGAGCUGCCAUACUACAGACUGAGGUGGAUGCCUUGCGUCUCCGUCUGGAAGAAAAGGAGUCGCUCCUCUCUAAAAAGAGUCAGCAGAUAUCAGAGCUGACGGAGGAGAAAAGCACUCAGCAAGGAGAGAUCACUGACCUCAAAGACAUGCUGGACGUCAAGGAACGCAAAGUUAAUGUUCUACAGAAGAAGAUAGAGAACCUCCAGGAUCAGCUGAGGGAUAAAGAAAAACAGCUGAGCGGCUUGAAAGACAGAGUUAAGUCUCUGCAGACGGACACCUCAAACACAGACACUGCACUGGGAACACUGGAGGAGGCGCUGGCUGAGAAGGAGCGAAUCAUCGAGCGGUUGAAGGAGCAGCGGGAAAGGGAGGAGAGGGAAAAGGGGGAAGAAGUGGAGUCCAGCAAGAAGGAGCUGAAAGAGUUGAGGGAGAAAGUCUCCCAGCUGCAGGCUGAACUGGCUGACCGUGAGACCUCAGUGUUGGAUCUUAAGGAGAAGGCUUCCUCUUUGGCCUCCUCGACUCUCAAGAAGGACAACAGGCUGAAAAGUCUGGAAAUAAGCCUGGAGCAGAAGAAAGAGGAGUGCAUCAAGCUGGAGAACCAAGUAAAGAAGGCUCAGAGUGCAGCAGCAGAAUCCCAGGCCAACACUGAACUCUCUGAGCAGAUCUCCAGCCUUGAGCAGGAAGUGACCCGGUACAAAGAGGAUGCUGGGAGGGCUCAGUCUGAGGUGGAACGACUUCUCGAGAUCCUCAGGGAGAUGGAGAAUGAAAAGAAUGACAAGGAGAAAAAGAUCCAUGAAUUAGAGAGAAAUCCUGCUGCCUCUCAUCUGUGGCGUUCUCAGCAGUCGGGAAAACAGGCCCCUCCCCCGGUUGCCUCUCAGCAGCCAAUGGGGGGGCUGGUGUGGGACUACCUGGGCACUCUUGCCUCAAGACAGAUGAAGGACCAGUCAAAGAAGGUGGCCAACCUGAAACACAAGGAGCAGGUGGAAAAGAGCAAGAAUGCCCAGCUGAUGGAGGAGGCCAAGAAGAGAGAGGACAAUCUGAACGAAAGCUCUCAGCAGAUAAAGGACUCUCUCCGUCAAAAGGAGGACCGCAUUGAGGAGCUGGAGGAAGCGCUUAGAGAAAGCGUUCAGAUCACAGCCGAGAGGGAGGUGGUGCUCGCACAGGAGGAGCAAGCACGCACACAGGCCGAGACACAGCUCUCUCACAUUCCAAUGCAUGAGUUCACCACAAGCGGAUUUAGGUGGUCAAAGGUGGAGGAUCUGCUGGUUGCCAUGGAGAAGGUGAAACAGGAACUGGAGGUGAUGAAAGCCAAGCUGUCAUCAACUCAACUCUCACUGGCCGAGAAGGAAGGUCACCUGACUGCCCUGCGGGCUGAGAGGCGGAAACACCUGGAGGAGGUCCUGGAGAUGAAGCAAGAGGCACUGCUGGCAGCGAUAAGUGAGAAAGAUGCCAACAUUGCCCUGCUGGAGCUCUCCUCGUCCAAGAAGAAGAAAACCCAGGAAGAGGUCGCAGCUCUGAAGAGGGAGAAGGAUAGUCUGGUCCAGCAGCUCAAACAGCAGACACAGAACAGGAUGAAGCUGAUGGCAGACAACUAUGAAGAUGAUCAUUUGAAGGUCUCGUCUCCAAACUCAGAGCAGCCCAACAAUCACAAGCCCUCCCCAGACCAGAUUCUCUCUCCUCUCCUGGAUCUUAAUCAGAAUCGCAGUAAGCUGAAGCUGUACAUCAGUCACCUGACCUCACUGUGUCAGGAGCGAGACCCAAUCAUAUUGAAAGAUUUUGCCCCGCCCCCCGCCUAUCACCGUUCUGACUCUGCCUCCUGGCAUACACAGCUGCACAGCAUGACGCAGGAACAGUUGGAGGCGGAGUUAGCACUGUGUGAAAGGGAGGGGGCGGAGCUCCAGGAGUAUGCCAAUCAGGUCCUGCAGCAGAUCGCUGACCGAUGCCCUGACAUUUUAGAACAAGUUGUCAACGCCUUGGAGGACAGCUGCUGACAGACUAAUGCACACACACUGGCAGAAAGACAUAAAACGCUUACAUCCAAACAUUUAUUAAAAUGUAAAGACAGAAGGCAAACAUUUAACACAACUUGGCUUCAUUAUCGCACAAAUAAAAUCAGUGUUGCACAUCAACAUGAAGAUGUUCCCAGCUUUUGCAAAAAAAAAAAAGGGGAUCUAAGAAGAACAUCAAAUUAUUGCUUAAAUCUGGUCUUGAGGUGCUGCAGUCUUGAACAUUUUUCUGUUUAGAGCGUUAUAUUUGCAUGCAAGUCAGCCAGAGAUAAUUGGUGAUCUGCAUUUAUUUUCAUUACUACCCCAGUACAGAAAGAAAGAGGCUUCUCUGCACUUGCCAUGCAUGACACUUCGGCCAUCUCGUGUCCUGGCAGGCAGUCAGCAGUAGGAUUUGGAUUUGCAUUCAUGACUUGUGGGAAAAAGUAUUUUCAAACCUUAAAAAAAAAAAAAAAAAAAA
Molecule: messenger RNA, 3388 nt
Organism: Archocentrus centrarchus (flier cichlid)
Lineage: Eukaryota; Metazoa; Chordata; Actinopteri; Cichliformes; Cichlidae
Product: ELKS/Rab6-interacting/CAST family member 1-like
Exons: 22
Coding region: 1-2916 (971 amino acids)
Biological process (GO): maintenance of presynaptic active zone structure; neuromuscular synaptic transmission; regulation of synaptic plasticity
Cellular component (GO): cytoskeleton of presynaptic active zone
Molecular function (GO): structural constituent of presynaptic active zone
Source: RefSeq, a predicted model, not a curated record